AUGCCCCACCUACUAACCACCGUCGUCCGACGUCUUCACACCCUCAUCACUCAUCUACUCAUUCUCUUUUUCGCCUCCAUCAUUUUCGUGUAUUUUUUAAUUUUCGAUAAAGAGAAAAAUGACGGGAAUCAGAUGGUCACUCGACACGAAUCAAACCAACUUGUAAAAUACACUGGAACAUCUCGAAAUUUUAAAUUCAACGUCGUCGGAAACUCGAUUCAACUCUCCACUUGGUCCCAACAAAUCGAUAUCCAAAAUGUUGUGAAAAUGAGUAAUCCGAUGUUUGAUCUACAGAAGAAUCCGGAAGAAAAUUAG
Messenger RNA from Caenorhabditis remanei, 315 nucleotides. RefSeq lists its product as uncharacterized. Lineage: Eukaryota; Metazoa; Nematoda; Chromadorea; Rhabditida; Rhabditidae. The transcript is spliced from 2 exons. The record is from RefSeq and is a predicted model, not a curated record. The coding region runs from base 1 to 315 and encodes 104 amino acids.